AUGAGGAUGGAGAACUCUCCAGGCCCCGUGGAAGUUCCACCGGUGACUCCGGAGGCAGCAGCAUCAGCAGCAGCAGCCACGGUUGCUGCCAAGGUGGCAGGGGCAAGCGAUGAGGUCGUGGCUAGCUCGCCGCCGCCGGCGGCGCCACCGGCGGAAGGGACCUCUCCCCCGCUGGUGCCCGAGGUCAAGCUCGACGGCAAGGAGCUGCUCGUGGCUCUCAAGAAGCAGGUCGAGUUCUACUUUUCCAAACAGAAUCUGCAGUCCGACGGUUUCCUGGUCUCCAAGAUGAACGCGCAGAUGUGCGUGCCGGUGGCGGUGAUCGCGCAGUUCCACAAGAUCCAGCAGCUCACGUCGGACACGGCCCUCAUCGUCGAGAGCGUCAAGGACUCCACCGUGUGCACCGUCACGUCGGACGGCAUCAAGCCCAGCAUUAAGCAGGAGCGCAACACCAUCAUCCUGCGCGAGAUCCCGUCGGAGACUCCGCAAGAGAAGAUCCGAGAGAUCUUCACCGGUGACGGGGUCGCUCCGAUCAAGUCCAUCCGGAGCGACGUCGGCGACACCUGGUUCGUGACGAUGGAGUCGGAGGACGACGCGCUCAACACGAUCCUCGCCCUCCGGGGCAAGACCUUCGAGGGCAAGGCCAUCAAGGCCCGCCUCAAGAGCGAGAACCUUCUGCGAUCCUUCUUCCCGGUGCCGACGGCGGCGGAGGUGCAGCCCACCGCCGCCGCCGCCGCCGCCGCGCCGUACGGCCUGGGCGCCGGCGCCGGCGCCGGCCCCGCCGGGGCCGGGAUGCCCGGCGGGAUCCCUUACGGCAUGAUGAACGGCAUGGGCGCGCCCAUGAUGAACGGGCAGCCGAACUACGGCUACUCCGGGCCCGGAGCGAGGGGCGGGAUGUACGGCCGCGGCGGCAUGAUGAUGCAGCAGCAGCAGCCGGGCGGGGCUGGCGGCGGCGGAGCUGGUGGCAUGCGCUUCGGUGGGGGUAUGCAGCAACAGCAGCACGUGGGGAUGGUGCAGGGAGGAGGGGCUGGUGGUCGGGGGGGCGGGAUGAUGGCGGGCGCGAGAGGGGGGAUGCAGAUGGGGGGCAUGGGCGGCGGCAUGCACCAGGGGCAGCAGCACGGCAUGGGCCAGCAGAUGAUGGGGAUGAACGCGAAUCACCCGCAGCAGGCGGCGGCGCCGGCGCCGGCGCCGGCGGCGGGUGGGCUCGGUUACCCUGGCGCCUUCAUCCAGUACCAGCCUGACGACAUCCUGAAGAUCGUGUCGACGCUGUCUCAGUCGGACGUGGCCGUGGUUCCCGGAGUCGCGGACAUCCGCGAGCACUCGCUGGCCUUCGAGGCGGACGCGAACCUGGGGCUGAUGAUGCGCCAGCGGUCGGUGUCGAUCGACGAGUGCCGGGAGCAGCUCCGCAAGGGGCGACCGGUGCACCGCGAGGGGGUGAUCGCCGGGGCCGUCGACUACGGCACCUACAUGUACGGGGAAGGUCACGACCCGCAGCAGCAGGCGGGGUCGGCCCCAAGAGGAGAGGGUCAUGGAGGGGGGGGAGCGGCGGGCGAGAGUAAGAAAAAAUCGGACAGGAGUCGGAGGGAAAAAGGGGCGGAUAGACCAUCGUCCGAUGACAGCAAGGCGAGGGGGGGCGAGGAGAAGCCCGGCAGAGCAGACCCCGCCGUUGCUACCGCUGGGGCGAAGAGCAAAGACGCGUCCAAGGAUAGCGGUGCGGCCGGCGGGAAGGGGAAGGGGAGCGGAACCGCGACGGCGGCGGCGGGAGGAGGGGCGGGCGAAUGGGCGCCGCCACGGCCAACACGGGGCUGGGAGAAGCCGGAGGUUACCCAGCAGAAACAGCGGGGGUUAAGUGCGGGCAGCGACGCGGGCAACAGAGGGGGCAAGGCCACGUCGGCCAAGUCCGCGGGGAGCUCGGCGGGGACGGACAAGAAGUCGAUAUCGGCAGCCACGGCCCCGAUCUCCGGAGAUGACGGCGUGGGAGACUCGGCAACGGCGGCGGUGGCGGCGUCGUUCUCGGCCGAGGGGUCAUCGGAAGGCGGUGGCGUCUCCGCCGACGGCGGCAGCGGCAGCGGCAGGCAUUCCACAAGUAGCGGCAGCAAGGGGGCCAAGGCGAAGGAGGGAUCGGCGAGCGGCGGCACCGACGCAGCAGCGCCGGCGGCGGGGGACGGGGAAGAUGCCGCCAAAGCCCCGGAAGACGGGAAGGCCGCGGCGGCGGCGGCGGCGGCGGCGGCGGCGGCGGCGGCCCCCGCGGCUAGCCAAUGGGGAGGGAAGAAGUCCUUCCUGGAUGUCGUCAAGGCUCCCGGAAGCCUGCCACCCCCCAUCGCCGCCGCCCCAUCCGCGACCAAGCAGCCACCCUCCUCCUCAUCGAUGAUGGGCAACAAGGCCAAGGGAGGGGGCCGCAUAAAGUCUCCCCUGAGGGGACGCCCGGAGCCCCCCUCCGGAGAGAGCAGGGACAUGAAGAGAUCAGGGGGGAGGGGGGAGAGAGACGGGCACCGGGGCGACGGGCACCACCACAAGGGUAGCAUGGGCGCCGCCGGCGGGGGGGGCAAGGACUCGGCGCGCUUGCCGAACGGGCGUAGCGGCGGCGGUGGUUCGCGCGAGAAGGGGGCGUGGGCGUGAUAGUAGUUGUGGCCGCCGUAGAGGGGGGUCGGCGGACGAGAAAACGGAGGGGGGGUGGUUGGGGGGUGAAGCGUAACGCGGAGGAAGAAAUAGCAGGAGUUCAUUCACAGACAGUGGUGUUGCGUGUUGGUGGUCCUCGGGGCGUCUGUUGCGUGUUUGGUGGUGGUGGUGAAAUUCCGAUGGCCGCGCCUGUCUGCCCCCCACACCCUGUUGGCUGUUGGUUGUAGAGUGCCGCCUCAAUGCGAUGUGUCUUUUCGUGCUACAACCACCCCGUGCUAGUUGUUUUUUGUGACCCGCUGCUGCUGCUGCCGAUGAUCGCGUCGGCAACAAGCAUGUCUGUUGAUGCUCCGGCGAGUUGCGCUCACGCUUCCCAGAAUGGUGUCUCGGCGAGAGGCGGUUCCUUGGUUCGUAGUCGGAGCUGUGCAUGGUGCCGCUGGCUUUUACAGACCCCUCGCCGGCCGGCAAGAACAGCCUGGAACAAGGCGGGUCAGGCAGAUAGAGAGAAAGAGAGAAAGCGCUGGUGCGUCGCGUGUGGUGCACCAGCGAAUAGAGAGCACGAGUGUUUUUGUGCGGUAUCACGUGUGUAACGAGCCGAAACUCGGAGGGUGUAUUGGGACCGGGGUGUGUGGUGGUGGGGCGACCGGUCAGAGUCUCGGGCUGAGUUUCAGGAAAUUUGUCAAGAUUGCGAGACCGAUUCUUCUUGUGUCUUGCGUGAUUCGGUUCAAGGGGGGCAAGAGGUUGCGGGGAAAUGGCAAUUGCUGUGCCGAGUCAGCUCGUGUUCUAGUCUUCGUUUAGGCUGAGAACACCUUCGCUUUCAGGCUCAGUUGCGUCAUGUGCGUUUGUUUUUUUGUUUUUCGCCGUUCUGCGCGCCGAAUUUGCGUCUUGCUGCGUUGCGAAGGAGAUAAGAAUGAAAAGAAGCGCGUUCUCCGCUACGUUCGUGGCGUUUCGUGCGUUGGUCUGUCUGCAAGAGGGUCACGCGAUGAACCCAUCUGAAUUCGCCAGUAUUUUUCGCGCGGUCGGGACGUGUCUGAUUUUAUCUUUUUCGUUGGUUCUUGUUCUGUGAGUCGAUUGCACAAAGACACCUGGCAGUGAAAUAGGAAUGGAACAGGACGGCGUUGUCAGGGGGGUGUUGUCUGUGGCAAAACAAGGGGGGUUGGGGUGGGGUGAAAAAAUGCGGCAGGAAAUGAAUGGUGUUCUUUUCGAUUGUCGCCAUGGUAGUCGAUAAGAGGAGCGAAGGACGCCACACGUGCAUCGGUUCUACCUUAUGCAAACCCUUGUGCUGGGGGUAAAUCAUGUGUUAGAAAGAAAGUCUACGUGGGUAAGAAUGUCCACGGGGGGCCGGGAGCGCGGAACGUAGGGGUUGGGGAGAGGGUAAAAGUGUUUGGCGCCUUUGUGUAGGCUGCCGGGGACAGGAGGGGGGUUGCAGCCUCAUCUCGACCCUUGCUUGGUUGUGUUCGGUGCCCGAGGUGCGAUGUGGAUGGCGUGCCUAAUGCCGUGUGGACUAUGUCGCCGCCGCCCCCCCCCUCCUUACAUCGUGUAGAGGCGGUGCCUAGCGCCGGUUCGGUUGGUUGGUUCUUUGCGGCGGCGGCGGCGGCGGCGGCGGCAGUGUUGUCUCUUCUGUGGUCAAGGCAGUGCGACCCGGCUCCGCGUGGUGUUUUCCUGAACUAAAAGCUCAACCAAAGCAAGCGUUUGGCAAGCACGCGUUAGGCGAGCGAACCUGGCGGGGGCCGCAGCAAGCGAGUGAGGGUCGAUCGGCGGUGUCGCAUUGCCGGCGUUAUUGAGAGACGGUUGCUAUUUAUUUAUGCUGAUUCGACUGGAGAGGCGCAAGGCCACGUUUUCACUAGUUGUUGUUGUUGUUGUUGUUGGCCGAGGUUAAGCUACCUCCUUACAUCACGCGUGACGGCGUCAGCGGCAGCAGCAGCAGGGUUGUGGAAUGGCACGCUCACAAACCUUGACUAGGGUUGAGUGUUUUUUUUGUUUUUGUUUUUUGUGUUCGAUUUGUGCACAUUUUUUCCGGUGUCCUUUUUCCUCGGUACGGCGAAAGAACUCAGGGUGAGAGAGAGAGAACGGUGGGCUGAUUUGUUGGCGGGCGGGUUUGGAUUCCUCCGCGCAGCGUGGCUGCCACCGUUUCGUUUCGUUUGUUUUUUUUUCGCUUUUUUUUCGUUUUUCUUGUUUUGAUCUGAUCGGAUGGAUUUGUGUUUCUCGACCAGACAGCAGUAGUAAGGCGCGGACAGUCAGCCAGCCUCUGACGUUCCACCUUUUUUCUUUUUCCGCAUGAUUUUUUUUUUUCUGCUUGUCUCUGUGUAGGCGCACUAAAAGUAGCUUUGUGUUGCGGAGGGAUCAGGGUCGGAGUUUGAGGAGAGCGGGGAGUUACAAGGGCACAAAAGGAAGCGGGCGAACGUUAUCCUACGUGUUGCUCUAUCUUUUUUCUACUUUGGUGCUUCGUUUUUUAUUGUUGAGCGUGUAACAGUCGUCCCUCUGCCCCGCUGCACAGCUGAUAGUUCUUCGUCUUUAUACCCGUCCGCAACUCACGCACAACAAAAAAUGGAAAGGGCAAGAUGUAGUAUGUGUGGUGUUUUUUAUGUGUGACGCGUACGUACAUGGAUAGUUUAUUGCUUGGUCGUUUGCGUCCAUGGUCCCCUUUGUUAGCGGUGUUCGUUUUUACUUUCUACUAUGUCACCUCUUGUGUUUUUGGACGAGAGGCGGCCUUUGUCUUGUACCGCCCCCCCCCC
Messenger RNA from Ectocarpus siliculosus, 5348 nucleotides. Lineage: Eukaryota; Phaeophyceae; Ectocarpales; Ectocarpaceae. The record is from the annotation of a GenBank genome assembly.